This is a messenger RNA of Nilaparvata lugens (brown planthopper), 820 nucleotides long. RefSeq lists its product as uncharacterized. The coding region runs from base 44 to 820 and encodes 258 amino acids. The transcript has 2 exons. The record is from RefSeq and is a predicted model, not a curated record. NCBI's taxonomy places the organism in Eukaryota, Metazoa, Arthropoda, Insecta, Hemiptera, Delphacidae.
UAAACAUUUUUCUGCAGGUGAGUCUGAUGCAUGUGUCGAGCAGAUGAAUUCUGAUAUUGAUGCUAUUAGUGGCUGGGCAUAUAAUCAUGCAUUGAGAUUGAAUGAAGGUAAGACACAGAGUAUCAUUGUGACUCAUAACCGAUUCAGAGCUCAGAAUGUUCCAAGGUUGAGGCUGAAUGGCAUUGAGUUGGAGUAUUCUGAGAGUGUUAAAAACCUUGGUCUUGUUAUCUCUAAAACACUCUCAUGGCUCAAUCAGGUUGAGAUUGUUUGUAAGAUGGUGUUUGCUUGCAUCCAUAGCUUGAAACGAUUUGCCCUGUUUCUUCCACUCAACAUCAAGAUCAUGCUGGUCAAGACUCUUGUGCUACCUCACUUCAGCUACUGCGACACUGUCAUGAACGACAUGACUGUUGAGCUCUCUAACCGACUGCAGCGUACACAGAACUAUUGUAUUCGAUUUAUUUUCAAUGCUAGACGAUUUGAUCAUGUUACACCUUUUUAUGUACAGCCAUCUCUCCUAAAAUUGAAUGAUCUUCGUACUUUGCACAUAUUGACUAUGCUUCACUCAAUAAUCAAAACCAAAUCUCCAUCUUAUCUGUCUGAGAGCUUCAGAUUCCUGUCUGAGAUCGGUGAACGUGCAACAAGGCAUGGCAACUUGCUGCUAGCUUUUCCCAUUCAUAGAACGACGACUUUUGAGAGAUCAUUUACUGUCACUGGUUGUAGGCUGUGGAAUAAUCUUCCUGCUUCUGUCCGGGCCAUUGAUGGGCGUGCUCGCUUUGGGGUGGAGGUCAAGCGGAUUUUGUUGGCGAGUCUGCGGGGGUAG